UAUCCGUCUUCAUGAUUCUUCCAAGUACAGUCAAAUAUCCCCGUUGUCACUACCAACUGAAGGGAUGAGAGCCUGGAGGAACCGAAAGAAAGUGGUCAACACGUCUAGACAUGGAGAAGUCAGGGCAUGGAAAGCACAAACUGAGCAGGCAAAAAAGAGUGAAGUUUUACGAGAAAUUCAUAAAUUGGAGAUACAAAUUCAGGCCAUGGAGAGAGAAAAAGGAACUCAUCUCUACAGCAAGCGAAGUGACUAUAGAGCAGACUUCAGUCAACUUGAAGAGGAGGACAGCAAGACAACCAUGCAGAGGAAGACUGAAAAGAUAAAGCUGCGCCAACAGUUGGAGAAGAUCAGCCACAUGGUGAAGAGGUUUCAAAGGGAACUCAAGGAUGUCAAACCUACACCUGAAUUUGUUGAGAAGUUGAAAGUGAUCAUGGAGGACAUAGAGGGAACUAUAAACACAUUCAAGUUGCAGCAACGUCAGCUGUAUGAAGAACUGAUGAAAGAAGAAAGGACGACAACACACGAGAUCCAGGCACUGGAGAAGAGGUUUGAGGUGUGGAGUCAGAUCCAGAAUGGUGGCACGUCUGUUACCAAUGCUGCCAGUGCUAGGCCACCCUCAACAGCUCGUGACAUCACCAAAGAUCUACCACCAGAAGUUGCAGCCUUUGAGAAAUUUCUCCAGCAAACAGGAGGAGUACGUGGGGCUUGGGAUGAGUAUGACCAUCAGACCUUCCUCAAGUUCAGGAACAGAUUCAAGGGAAAGAAUGUGUUUGUGCAGCACCUGAUACCAGCACUGCCCACAAAACGAGAAGACGAAAUCCGUGACCAUGAGUCUUGGUAUCAGGAAUACCUCUUCCUAAAUGAUGUCAAAAAGGAUGCUAUAAAAGCAUGGAGACAAAAGAAACAGGGGGAGAGGGAGGAACUACUGGCGCAGGCUGAUGAAGAGGAGUUGGAUGAGGAAGAGGAGGAAGAGAUAAGAAAGGCUCAGCUGAAGGAGAAGGUGGAGAAGGAGAAGAGGGAGAGAUUCUCGCACCUUAAUGCAUGGAAGGUUCAGAAGGAGCUGGAGAAGGCUCAGCAAGAAGAGCGAAGGAUCAGGGAAGAGAUGGCUCGAGCCAAGAAACAGGAAAACGAAAAGAAACGACAGAUGGAGAUGCAUUCACGGGUGUUGGAGUACAAGCAGCAAAGAGACGAGGAGGAGGAGUUCCUCCGGGCGCAAGAGGAGAGGUGUGAGGAGGCAGAGCGUGAGAGGAAGCAGCAGUUGUCUGCCCGGGAGAUUGUCAAGUUCAGAGACCGGGAUCUGAGAGCGGUAUCUGAGAAGGUUAUGAAGAAGAAGGCCAAAGAAGAAGAAGAAAGGGAAAAAGAGAAGAAAAUGGCCAGGAUUAAGCAACAGGUAGAGAUGUUUGUUCCGCGAGAUCCGGACCGCCUGUAUAAGCCUACCAAAGGCUGGAAGGAGAGACUAAAAGAACCAGGCCCCAGUGGAGGGGGGCAGGUGCUUCAAAUGCCGCACAGAGCUGUUCCAUCAUGGAGACAGGGACUCAACUGACCUCCCAAGCAACAGCUGGCUGAAGUUUAGAACAGAAAGAUUUAGGUGCAAUUCUAUUUCUUUGACAUAGUGGGUUCACACAUGAGAGCAAUCUGAGAAUUUACAACCCUUGUAAUUCCAUAUUUAGAAAGUAUUAAUUGAACGAAAUGCUGAUCUAGCCAGCUGUAUGGGUGAUGGUAGACCUGUGGUUAAACAUGCCCCUUCAUGUUAGUGACGCAAGUUCUUUGUGAUCACAUUUGUGAAGUGAGAGUCCACUGAUCUGACUGCAGUGUAAUGCUGACACUUCAGAACCAUGUGAACAAGGACAAUAUGCCAUGAAUAAGGUGCAUUGAUACAAUCAUGUGAAACAAUCAGAUGUGAAUGUGUAUGUGCAACAUAGUAUCUGCUAUAUCAGCCUGAUCUCCAGAUUGUGUCUAUUGUGAGGCACUGUGAGCAUCCAUGGCUGCCCAUCAUGUGUACAGUAAGCUCACUGAUUGCUGGUCUCAUGUUUGUCUGAGGACUGGCUAUCGAUGUAGAUCGUAGAGAUCAAUAAUCAUUUAUUGAAUUUAGAUCCGUUAUCAAUAAAUACUGGGGUAGUAAUUGCGAGCAAAACUGACCCCAAAAUCUGAAAGAAAAUCAACAUAUUUCACAUCACUGGAAAGUGGUGACAUAUUUAGGCUUGGACUAAAGUCCAUUCUGAACAUAAUUUAGAAGCAUCUCAUGAAUAAAGACCAAACUUUGGGUAUUGUCAGCAUAAAUUAAAACUUUAUUUCAUGACAAUAGUUUAUGUACGAUAUCAGUGAUGACAAAAUCUUCAUAUCAAUAAUGAUGAACUUUUCCCAGUAACAAUAUUUCCAGUUAUCAAUCUUGUUAGCCAGGCCUAGUUUCUAAGGGUUAACAAAUUCCGUCCACACAUUAAUAAACAUUGUAUAUGGGUUUUAAACGUGUUUCCAGCCCGCAGGUCACAUGAUGUAUGUUUAUGAUCAAGCAGCAUACUUGACACUUUCAUUGUU
This is a messenger RNA of Haliotis rubra (blacklip abalone), 2535 nucleotides long. Its product is annotated as coiled-coil domain-containing protein 112-like. The record is from RefSeq and is a predicted model, not a curated record. The transcript is spliced from 14 exons. NCBI's taxonomy places the organism in Eukaryota, Metazoa, Mollusca, Gastropoda, Lepetellida, Haliotidae. The coding region runs from base 65 to 1543 and encodes 492 amino acids.